UUUUGUUUGUUGUUGUUUAAUUGAAGCUUCAAAACUUCUCUCCUUCUCUUCCUCUUUCUUCUCAUUUUCCACACUGAGCUGUUAAUCAUUUCCUUUACACCCCCCUCCCCACGCGCGCGCGCGCGCGCACAGAGCUCACUCUUCCCCCAAAAAAAAAGAAGGAAAGAAGAAGGGAAUCCUUCGCCAUUACAGAUCCUCCUCCGUCCAUAUAAGUAGCCCUCUCUCUCUCUCUCUCUCUCUCUGCAUUUUGUUGGGUUUUUUAUUUUGUUCCCUCCUUCUAGUGGGACUUCCCACUUUCAAGAAUUUUACAGAUUCCCAGGGGUAGAAAUUUAGGGAGAGGAACAGUGAACGAGCUUCCUGGGGAGAGAGAGAUUGUGGGUAUUUGAGCUUCAGAUCUGAGACGGAGUGAGGGUGAAGGGUUGUUCGAGGCAAUGGGUGCACCCAACUUUGUCUUCUAGUCCCAUUGUCCGUCCGUCCCCAUUUUCGCCUUGUCAAAGACCUCAAAACCUUAACCCUUUUCCCUUCCGAGCAGAACAAGAAGAAGAAGAAGAAGAAGAAUCAACUAAUCUUUCUUGUACUUUGCUCUCGGACCCCUCUUUGGGUCUAUCUGUCGAGAAGAGCGAGAGUCGUUUUCUGGGUAUUGUUUUCAUUGGAAGGAGCUGAGUUUUGGAGAGAAAUGCUGGCGAUAGGGAGCCCCGGUAUCGGCGUCCGUACAAGCACUAGCUGCAAUGCUCUGCUCACAGAGCUUCAGCAAAUAUGGAGCGACAUAGGAGAGAGUGAAGCAGAUAAAGACCGUAUGCUUUGGGAGUUAGAGAGGGAAUGCUUAGAAGUCUACAGAAGGAAGGUGGAGGAGGCCGCCAAUGCCAAGGCUCGUCUUCAUCAGUCUGUCGCUGCCAAGGAAGCGGAGCUCGCAACUCUGAUGGCUGCUCUUGGUGAACUCAAUGUUUAUUCACCGAUUCAAUCGGAGAAGAGGUCGUCAUCACUGAAAGGAAAACUUGCAUCUAUCAGUCCUCUUGUUGAAGAUCUUAGGAAGAAGAAAGAAGAAAGAAUGAAGCAAUUUGCUGACAUAAAGGCACAGAUAGAGAAGAUCAGUGGGGAGAUGUCUGAAUAUGGCUAUUUAAGCACCAAUUCAAUCAGUACCUUGUCUAUGAACGAAGAAGACUUGUCAUUAAGAAACCUUUCCGAGCAUCAAACACAUCUUCGGGCUCUCCAAAGUGAGAAGUCUGAGCGGCUUCAUAAAGUUCUGAAUUAUGUAAAUGAAGUUCAUACUCUCUGCGGUGUGCUCGGAAUGGACUUUGGCAAGACUGUGAGUGAGGUGCAUCCUAGCUUGCAAGGCACAAGUGGGGAGCAAAGCACCAAUAUCAGCAAUGCCACACUUGAAGGUUUAGAACAGUCCCUUCUCAAGUUGAAAGCAGAACGCAAGGCUCGGAUCCAGAAGGUAAAAGACAUUGUGGGCUCACUUUUCGAGCUAUGGAAUUUGAUGGACUCCCCGAACGGGGAUCGGAAUAACUUUUCAAGGAUUGCUUCUGUUCUUGGAUGUUCAGAAUCUGAAAUCGAAGAACCGGGUGUUCUUUCGACAGAGAUCAUUGAGCAGGCAUCUGCUGAAGUGGACAGACUCACUAAAUUGAAAGCGAGCCGAAUGAAAGAACUCGUCAUGAAGAGGAGGUCAGAACUAGAAGAUAUUUGUCGAAUGGCCCACAUUAUUCCUGAUAAUAGCACUGCUGCUGAGAAGUCCAAUGCCUUGAUAGAUUCCGGUCUAGUAGAUCCCUCGGAGCUUUUGGCAAAUAUCGAAGCUCAGAUUGUCAAGGUGAAGGACGAGGCUAUGACCAGGAAAGACAUAAUGGACCGAAUAGACAGGUGGCUCGCUGCCUGUGAGGAGGAGAACUGGCUCGAAGAAUAUAACCAAGAUGAUAAUCGUUAUAAUGCGGGGAGAGGGGCACAUAUCAACCUCAAAAGAGCAGAGCGAGCUCGGAUUACUGUUACCAAAAUUCCUGUAAUGGUUGAUAAUCUAAUAAACAAAACACUGGCAUGGGAAGACGAGAAAGGAAUAAUGUUCCUUUAUGAUGGCGUAAGGCUAGUCUCAAUACUGGAUGAUUACAAGAUCAGCAGAAGACGAAAGGAAGAGGAGAAGAGGAGAAACAGGGAUCAAAAGAAGCUCCAGGACUUACUCCUGACGGAGAAGGAAUCGAUUUACGGUUCCAAGCCCAGCCCCAGGAAGAGCAACAGCUUCAGGAAGGCCAACGGCUACUCCACAAAUGGGAACGGGUCCAUGACUCCUAUGCCUCGACGGAGAUCAAUUGGGAAUGGGACCCCCGACACUCCAAGAUCCUACUCAGGUCGGCAGAAUGGAUACUACAAGGAGAUGAGAAGGCUGUCCACUGCCCCAUUGAACUUCGUGGCCAUCUCGAAAGAAGAUGCCAUGUCCUCAUACACAUCCAUCUGUGGUUCUGAACCAGACUCGCCUCGACAAGUUUGAAAGCUUUUGACUUAUGAACGGAGUUAGCCUACCUUUUCAUGCAAAGUUGGAGUGACACUGUAGUGGGAGUGAAGGAGCAGAGUGACUGUUAUAGUGGGAGUUAAAAGAGCACGGAGAAGUAAACCGCUGUGAAUAUCGAAAGGGUAAGUUGUACACUGUAGUGGGAGUGAUUUGUAAUUUCUUGUCUGUGAUUUUAGCUUUCGACAGUUUGAGGAUUUGUGGAAAGUGUAAGAAGCAGCAGAAGAAUCAGUACUAGUGUGACACAGUAAUUUGUGAUGUUUUUUUCUUUUUUUGGGAGUGGUCAUGUACAUAUUUCACAUUGGCUAUCUUGUCAGCAACAAGAUUGCAACUGAAUUUUCCAUCUAUGGGGCUUGUUCGGUUUGUGAACUGC
Punica granatum (pomegranate) is the source of this 2867-nucleotide messenger RNA. The record is from RefSeq and is a predicted model, not a curated record. NCBI's taxonomy places the organism in Eukaryota, Viridiplantae, Streptophyta, Magnoliopsida, Myrtales, Lythraceae.